AUGACCAUCAGCAUGCCGCAACGUCGAGGCGAUUCUUGUCUUCAGCUCUCAUCCCCUGUCUUGCUAUUGUCCCUCCUAGUAUUCGGUCAUGAGUCUGUGGAUGAACAGUUUGUGGAUGAACCGAUGAACGGCUUGAAGGUGUUUGUUGGGUCCGGGUGAGGUCGAGUCAUCGCGGAUGAUAGGAUCCUGUCCAAAGGCUUGAGGGCAGCUUGCUUUGUCCCCCCAACAUCUUCACGGGCUCACCAUGCAACGUCAUUUUACCAACAACCCGUAUGAGAACAAGUUCGGCUACUCCAGAGCCGUUCGGAAGGGUCCUUUCAUCUUCAUCUCCGGGACUACCUCCAUCGACCCGACCUCUGGCGAGCUCCGCUACCCCGGAUCUGCCUACGACCAGGCGCGAGCUAUCUUUUCCGAGAUCGUGCGGGCUGUGGAAGUAUUAGGUGGGAGGAAGGGGGAUAUCGUGCGUGUGCGGAUGUUUGUAGCGGAAGAUCGGGAUACAGGCAAGGUUGGGCAGGCUUUGAAGGACGUUCUUGGAGACGUCGGUCCGGCGGCGACGAUGAUUGUUGGCUCUCGCUUCGUCUCGUCAGACAUGCUGGUGGAGAUUGAAGCAGAUGCUGUCGUUAUGGAAUGACGCCAAUGGUUCUGUUCUCACACGAAAUGAUGCGAACGGUGACACUUUUCAACGAUUGUACUGAGACGAGGGUCUCAUCGAGCCUUGCCAGCGUGACCUUUCCGUGCAAUGCUAUAAGUUCGAUAAUCUUCCGUGGGCUCGUAGCGCAGGUAUACCGCAAGUUGCGCUUCCUUGCAGCAUUCCGUGUACCUGCACUACGGUUCCACUGGUGCACAGGUCCGUCUCGAGCGAUAUUUCGAGGAAAUCUGAACAGUGACGAUGCCUUUGUCGCUUUUCAUCACGCGUACUCCAACCGAAGCUUUGUUUCCGAGCGAGUUGCCAUAGAACAUUGGUCUUGUAUUUCAGAUAACGAAGCC
This is a messenger RNA of Dichomitus squalens LYAD-421 SS1, 987 nucleotides long. Its product is annotated as YjgF-like protein. The coding region runs from base 245 to 631 and encodes 128 amino acids. The transcript has 4 exons. The record is from RefSeq and is a predicted model, not a curated record. Lineage: Eukaryota; Fungi; Basidiomycota; Agaricomycetes; Polyporales; Polyporaceae.